AUGGCAGGAGUUGAGACACAAGAAAGUCUCCGGAAAGUCGGGAUCACGGAGAAUCCACCACCAGUGGACUACAACUAUGCCGAUGUCGAGCGUCAAGAUAAUCCCGAAUUCCCUGAUGAAUACACCGUCGAAACUCGAACCGGUCUUGUUUCACAGAGAACCUUAGAACAAAUGCGAUCGCGAACCUCCUCCGUCACACAAACUCUCAGCAACAGACAUGAUGAUAUCGAGAAAGGACCUAAAGAGCCAGUACAAUUUGUGACUUUUACCAUUGGAGACGCCGAGCACCCACACAACUGGUCUCGUGGAUACCGCUGGUACAUCACUCUUGUUGCAUCUCUUCUGGUAGUUUGCAUUGCCUAUGGCUCUGCAAUGACGACUGGUGGCUUGGGCCUGAUUGAGGACAAAUACAAUGUGUCAUUGGAGGUUGCCAUUCUCACCUGCUCUAUUAUGGUAUGCGGCUUUGCAGUAGGACCUUUACUCUGGUCGCCUCUGUCUGAGAUCAUCGGUCGCAGACCAGUAUACAUUAUCUCAUUGACACUCUAUACCAUCUUCAACAUUCCUUGCGCCUUAUCACCCAAUAUUGGUGGUCUUCUUGUGUGUCGCUUCCUGUGCGGUGUGUUCUCCAGUUCUGGUCUGUCGCUAGCCGGUGGCACUAUUGCUGAUAUCUGGAACAUCGAGGAUCGCGGUAUGGCGAUUGCUUAUUUCGCUGCUGCGCCUUAUUGUGGCCCUGUCAUUGGACCCAUUGUCACAGGUUGGAUCAAUGUUGGCACAGGCCGACUGGAUCUAUUUUUCUGGGUCAAUUUGGCUUUUGCAGGUGCUUGCACUGUUUUGAUCUGUUUCAUCCCGGAGACCUAUGCACCUGUGAUCCUUAAACGACGAGCGGCCAAGCUUCGAAAGGAAACAGGAAAUGCAAACAUUAUGACUGAGCAAGAAAAGAACAAACUUACUCUGCGUGAUGUGAUCCGAACAAACCUCAUUCGUCCCAUCACGAUGAUCAUGACCGAACCUGUUCUGGAUCUGAUGUGCAUGUAUGUUGUUCUUAUCUACUCCAUGCUCUAUGCAUUUUUCUUCGCAUAUCCAGUCAUCUUUGGAAAGCUCUACAACUACAACGAUGGUCAGAUUGGAUUGAUGUUUAUCCCCAUCUUGAUCGGUGCUGCUUUGGCUCUCCUGGUUACUCCAUACAUCGAAAAGCAAUUUAAACAGACCUGCCUUUUGCGCGCACCAACCCCAGAAGACCGACUUCCGGCUGCUAUGUAUGGCGCGCCCUUUGUCCCAAUCUCACUCUUUAUUCUGGGUGCCACGUCUUAUUCUAAUAUCAUCUGGGUGGGGCCUGCAUCAUCGGGCAUCGCAUUCGGGUUUGGAAUGGUCUUGUGUUACUAUGGUGUGAAUAACUACAUCAUCGACUCCUAUCAGAAGUAUGCUGCAUCUGCACUUGCUGCAAAAGUCUUUCUGCGCUCAGGUGGCGGUGCUGGGUUUCCUUUGUUCAUCACGCAGAUGUAUGAUCGCCUUGGGUUGCAGUGGGCUUCAUGGUUACUGGCCUUCAUAGGACUGGGGAUGGUGUUGAUCCCAUAUGUCUUUUAUUUCUUUGGUGCAAAACUAAGGGCGAGACUGAGUCAUGAUUGA
This is a messenger RNA of Penicillium malachiteum, 1626 nucleotides long. RefSeq names its product MFS transporter. Gene Ontology annotation, molecular function: spermine transmembrane transporter activity. NCBI's taxonomy places the organism in Eukaryota, Fungi, Ascomycota, Eurotiomycetes, Eurotiales, Aspergillaceae. Gene Ontology annotation, cellular component: fungal-type vacuole membrane. Gene Ontology annotation, biological process: spermine transport; transmembrane transport. The record is from RefSeq and is a predicted model, not a curated record. The coding region runs from base 1 to 1626 and encodes 541 amino acids. The transcript has a single exon.